AUGCCUAAGGAGGAUGAUUAUCUUAGUGAUAGUAGCUGUGAGGAAUCUAUUACAUAUGUGAGACCCUUGUUUCGACGCAAGCAGUCAAAAUCCUGCGAUGGUCGUCUUUCCAACGAUGAGGUAUCACAUACUGGAUCAGUUUCUACCGAAAGCAAUUCCAAGACGAAUAACAAGAUCAGGGUUAAAAAAUUCGAUUUUAGUAGGGUGCAAAAAGUCUGCUUUCCUAAGACAGCUUCUAAUACAGCUACGCCAGUGAUAAAGGAAACAACCUUCAGGUCACUGAAGCUUAAACCGUAUGGAAACGUAAAUGGGUAUAAUUUUCUUGUUACCGAAGAUGAAUAUGAUAGACUAAAUGAGGCAGAGGGGCUGUCUGCUGUCAAUAUCGGGGUAAGAAUCAAUGCUAAUCUUUACAACACGAAGUCUGAUAAAAAUAGGUUAUCUGGACAAUUUGGGCAUGGUCUGAAGAAAUAUUGGGAUAAUAACAGUAAAAUUAGGGUUCCUAUUAGAAAUGCGCCUCUAUUAACUGACGUCAAUAUUGAAGCUAUUACUACUGCUGCUAUACGUGAUUUUUACUUAGAAAGUAGCGAAAUAUUGGGUGUACCAUUGAAAGUACUGCUACGAGACCAACGUAUACGUUGGCAUCCAGACAGAAUGAUGAGACGAUUUGAGGCACUAGAAGUGAACAAUCGCAUUAUCACUCUUCUUUUUCAAAUCAUUAAUGAACUAUGGCUUGACUGUGUUUAA
Messenger RNA from Eremothecium sinecaudum, 744 nucleotides. RefSeq lists its product as uncharacterized. Bases 1 to 744 code for a protein of 247 amino acids. NCBI's taxonomy places the organism in Eukaryota, Fungi, Ascomycota, Saccharomycetes, Saccharomycetales, Saccharomycetaceae. The transcript has a single exon. The record is from RefSeq and is a predicted model, not a curated record.